AGGGUGUUCUCAACGCAAAAUAAUUCUGGCUAUACUAUUCUUAUCUCCAACUACCUGUACAGCUUUUUUUGAGCAACCAACUAUAAAAUUAUUAUUCUAAUUAGUUGUAAUUCUAGCCUGCCUAUUUAAGAACUCCUCCUCGUGGAUAUGGAGUACAUGACAGCAGUUUCUUCUCAUUCUACAAGUCCUUUUCUCACAACAUCUCCUACCAUUACUCUCCCACUUCUUAUAGAUAAUAAAACCAAUACAUUUCCUUCUCUUUGAACAAUCUUUUUCCAUUUAUUCUCAGUCUCUCUUGUAUACCUGCCCUCAACUACAUUUCCACUUCCUUUUUUGGGAAGUUCUUUCGGAAAAUCUGCUACUUCAAUUCGUAAAUCUAUAGAGAUACAGAGGCAGAUAAUACAUAUCUACUAAGAUGAUAUCAGUUGGUAUGUGCAUUGGAGCUUUUCUUGUUAUAGUCAUUAUACAUUGGGUUUACAACUGGAGGAAUCCCAGAUGCAAUGGAAAACUCCCACCAGGUUCAAUGGGCUGGCCGUUACUUGGCGAGACGAUUCAGUUCUUUGCCCCAAAUAAAACAUCAGAUAUUGCUCCCUUUGUGAAGGAGAGGAUGCAAAGGUAUGGACCGAUUUUUAAAACGAGUGUGGUGGGACGUCCUGUUAUAGUAUCUACAGACCCAGACCUUAAUUACUUCAUCUUUCAGCAAGAGGGACAGUUGUUUCAGAGCUGGUAUCCAGAUACAUUUACUGAGAUAUUUGGAAGGCAAAAUGUAGGUUCCUUGCAUGGUUUCAUGUACAAGUACUUGAAGAACAUGGUAUUAAACCUUUUUGGUCCUGAAAGUCUGAAAAAGAUGAUGCCUGAGGUUGAAGAGGCAGCACAAACUAAAUUGAAGAGGUGGUCAGGUCAGACAAGCGUAGAGAUGAAGGAAGCAACUGCCACUAUGAUAUUUGAUCUAACUGCAAAAAAGCUAAUCAGCUAUGAUUCUGAGAACUCAUCAGAGAAUCUGCGAGAAAGUUUUGUAGCUUUUAUACAGGGAUUGAUUUCCUUUCCUAUUGACAUUCCCGGAACUGCCUAUCACAAGUGCUUACAGGGAAGAAAGAAGGCAAUGAAGAUGCUAAAGACACUGCUACAGGAAAGAAGAGCAAAGCCUAGGAAGGAACAAAGUGAUUUCUUUGAUUAUGUCGUAGAAGAACUUCAAAGGAAGGACACAAUCCUCACAGAGGCAAUAGCUCUGGAUUUGAUGUUUGUACUGCUCUUUGCCAGCUUCGAGACCACCUCUCUAGCUAUAACUUUAGCCGUUAAACUUCUGCACGACCAUCCUUUGGCUUUAAAAGAAUUAACAAAGGAACAUGAGGCAAUAAUUAGAGCAAGGGAAAACCCAGCUUCUGGACUUACAUGGAAAGAAUAUAAAUCAAUGAAAUUUACAUUUCAGGUUAUUAAUGAAACAGUCAGACUGGCAAAUAUUGUUCCUGCUAUUUUCCGGAAAGCACUAAGAGAUAUCAACUUCAAAGGGCAUACCAUUCCAGCUGGUUGGGCGGUUAUGGUUUGUCCUCCAGCUGUACACUUAAACCCUGACAAAUAUCAAGAUCCCCUUGACUUCAAUCCAUGGAGAUGGGAGGGAGUAGAAAUAAAUGGUGCAUCUCGAAAUUUCAUGGCUUUUGGAGGUGGUAUGAGAUUUUGUGUUGGCACAGAUUUCACUAAGGUGCAGAUGGCUGUCUUUCUCCACUCUCUUGUGACCAAAUACAGGUGGCAAACAAUUGAAGGAGGAGACACAGUGCGGACUCCUGGUUUACAGUUUCCCAACGGUUACCACGUUAAAAUCUCAGAGAAAGAUGAGAAGAUACAAUAGCCAACACGCAAUAGAUGGGAUAGUCAGUAAAAGUGGUUAAAGACGAUACCAGGAAUCCAAACUCACCAGCAUAUCCUCAAAGCAGCAAAAUAUUAUGUCGCUGAUAGAGGGCUGGGACAAAGAAAGAAAGAACUCAGCAAAUCAUUAGUCUGAAAAUUUUGCAAAAAAUUUACUGAUAUCGAUGCCUAUACAUAUAUUUUUUCUUUUCUUUUCUUUUUUACGAUCUCAACACAAAGUGUAGUUGUGAUUGAAGAAGAAAAGAGCAAAAGUGUGUAUAAAUUCAAUACAUGGUACAGUUUUGAAUGAAGAAGUCCUACUAGAAUCAGAGAGCAAUUUAAUUUGCAAAUAUCACUAUUUCCUGCUCCCCCAUAUUUCAAAACCCUGUUCUGCCCCGCAAAAUAUCCCUAGAAUAUUUAGUUUGUAAGUUAAGAGAGGUCAAAAGCACAUUAUAAAGAAGAAAACACAAAUUUAACAGCUUCU
Messenger RNA from Lycium ferocissimum, 2326 nucleotides. RefSeq names its product cytochrome P450 87A3. Lineage: Eukaryota; Viridiplantae; Streptophyta; Magnoliopsida; Solanales; Solanaceae. The transcript has 9 exons. Gene Ontology annotation, molecular function: monooxygenase activity; oxidoreductase activity, acting on paired donors, with incorporation or reduction of molecular oxygen; heme binding. Gene Ontology annotation, biological process: sterol metabolic process. Bases 416 to 1846 code for a protein of 476 amino acids. The record is from RefSeq and is a predicted model, not a curated record.